AUGUCGGAUAGCAAAGUGAUUAAGGGGGUGUUGGUGGACACCACUGCCCCAGUGAAAACCUCGACAAUAUACGUACCCCGGCCUGCGUUAAAUGUCUGUAGGACCCCUGCGUCCAACUGUGAAAUGCUCUGCUCUCGCGCAAUAUCCUGCGGAUACCGGCAUAUCAACACUUCCCAAGAAUCUGGCAACGAAGCAGAAAUUGGCGAGGCAGUGCGUAAAUCUGGCAUUCCUCGAGAGGACUUCUUUCUGGCGAUCAAGGUCUCGAUAGAAUGGCCCUUCACAGGUGAGACCUACGAAAACAUAAUCGAGAGUGUGGAUAAAUUUGGAGGCAUCGGCGGAUACGUCGACCUGAUCUUGAUAGAGACCCUCUCCGAUAGUAUCCAAAUGAGAUGUGAUAUGUGGCAUACGCUGGAGCAUGUGCUCAAAGAUGGGAAGACAAAAGGCAUCGGCGUGAGCGACUAUACCCUUGACCCUUUCCUCCAGAUCGGUGCGUAUUCGAAAAUAGGGCCACCACAUGUAGUUCAGCUUGAGCUGAAUCCCUGGAAUCAGCAGAAGGAGCUCGUUCAACACUUACAGCAUUAUGGCGUACUGAUUGAAGCGUACUCUGCUCUGACCAUGGAUUUUAAGACUCUCGACUUCGAGGUGGCAAUCCUGGCAUUGAAAUACAACAAGACCCCACACCAGAUCCUGAUACGGUACUCGCUCCAGAAGGGCUGGGUGCCCUUGCUGAGUAGCACAAACCCGGACCACAUCAUGUCCAACAUGGACGUUUUCGACUUCGCCCUUACAGAAGAAGAUAUGAUUAUGCUUGACUGGAAGGAUGAUGGCACGUGGAAAGGUGAUUAG
Messenger RNA from Trichophyton rubrum CBS 118892, 846 nucleotides. RefSeq lists its product as uncharacterized. Gene Ontology annotation, molecular function: oxidoreductase activity. The record is from RefSeq and is a predicted model, not a curated record. The transcript is spliced from 2 exons. Bases 1 to 846 code for a protein of 281 amino acids. NCBI's taxonomy places the organism in Eukaryota, Fungi, Ascomycota, Eurotiomycetes, Onygenales, Arthrodermataceae.